ACAAAUUCUACGUUGUACAGUACCUACCACGAGAAAAUUGAUUUAAUUGAACAAUUGAGCUUAAAUAGGUACGUCGCUGGUUCGUAUAUUUAGAUAAUGAUUUAUAAAGUAACCAGUUAUACGGAAAAUCGUCAAACUGUCGUGUCGAAUAAUAAAUAAAACAUAAAUACAGCGAUGGCUUACAAAUCGGAGAGCCUCGUGGAAUACGUACUGAUACACUACAGAUGGGUGUUUGUGUGUUUGUUUUUACUACCGGCGUCGUUUUUCUUCGAUAUAUGGAUGUACGUCAGGAAUUGGCUGGUGUUCAAAUUUAGCAGUGCCCCAAAGAAACACGGCAGCAAAGUGUUGUUUGUGCAAAGACAGAUACAGGAGUGGAACAAAGAUGGUCAAAAAAAGCAAAUUUGCACUGCUCGACCAGGCUGGCAAACCAUCAGUUUUCGAAGACCAAUUUAUAAAAACAAUAUGUACAAAGUCGAAGUAAAUCUGGUCGACAUUUUGGAGGUGAACGCUAAAAAGAAGCUCGUCAAGGCGGAACCUCUGGUAACUAUGGGACAACUCACAGCAACUCUUAACCCCUUAGGCUGGACGAUUCCAGUACUGCCCGAAAUGGACGACCUUACAUUGGGAGGAUUGAUAAUGGGAACAGGGAUCGAAUCCUCCUCCCACAUAUACGGUCUAUUCCAACACAUCUGCUUAUCCUACGAACUGGUUCUGUGUGAUGGAAGCGUUGUUAGGUGCUCUCCGGAAGACAAUCCCGAUCUGUUUUACUCGGUUCCUUGGUCUUACGGGACGUUAGGAAUACUGACAGCUGUGGAGAUUAAGAUGAUUCCAGCUAGGAAAUAUGUCAAGUUAAAGUAUGAGGCAGUGAAAGGUUUAGGUAACAUCGCCAAGAGGUUCGAGGAGGUUAGUAAAGACACCAGGAAUGAAUUUGUGGAAGGCAUAGCGUUCAAUGAAGAUGAAGCUGUGAUUAUGACAGGGGUACAGACGGACCAACGUGAAGAAGAUAAGGUAACUGUAGCUUUAAUUACAUUGU
This is a messenger RNA of Anoplophora glabripennis (Asian longhorned beetle), 1033 nucleotides long. Its product is annotated as delta(24)-sterol reductase-like. The transcript has 3 exons. Gene Ontology annotation, cellular component: membrane; cytoplasm. Lineage: Eukaryota; Metazoa; Arthropoda; Insecta; Coleoptera; Cerambycidae. The annotation marks the transcript as partial. The record is from RefSeq and is a predicted model, not a curated record. Gene Ontology annotation, molecular function: FAD binding; Delta24(24-1) sterol reductase activity. Gene Ontology annotation, biological process: steroid metabolic process.